AUUGCGCAAAAUGAUCCAUAUCAUUGCCGAUCACUUCUAAGUCAUGGCAACUGGCCUGCGCGGACAUCGAAUUGGGACCCCGAAAGGGCUUUUGAGAAAUGGGAGCCCGCAAGUUGUCGCAUGGUGGAAUACUCAAGAGAUGCCUUCCAUGAUUGCCUAGGCGGCCGCCGGGUUGUCUUCGCGGGCGACUCAACGGUUCGACAAAUUUACUGGGCCGCCGCAACUAGGCUCGACCAUAUGAAAGCACAUGUCGCACUCCUGGAUGUUUUCGUGGAUGACACCAAGCAUGACAAUCUCCAGUUCGAAGCGGAAGGUGUCAAGUUGGAAUUCAUCUGGGAUCCGUGGUUGAACUCGUCUGCCCUCCACAGCGAACUCACCAAAUUUCGAGUACAGGAAACUUUUGCAGAUAUCGGCACAAUCAAGUCAAAGGAUGAAGAGUCAGCUGCACUUAUCGUUAUAGGAGCUCCUGGCUUAUGGGCUGCUCGGCAUGGUGGUGACGAGUACUUUGAAAUUUUCAAGCAUGGAGUUGAGAGCAUCAAAAUCCACCUCGGUUCGAAUCUAGAUGGAACCUUGAGCUCUCCAAGCAACGACCUGCGCAGAAACUACGACGAGGCUCCAAAUCAGAUCUUACUUGCACCUGUUCUGGUACCUUGGUACGACGAGCUUUCCGCUAAUAGAGCAACAACGAUCACGCCUGAAAGGAUAGACAAAAUGAACCAGUACCUCAGAGGUCUUCCUCGGGAUGCACAGUCCCAUGUGCUCUGGACCUACAAUAAGAUGACAUCGGAUACCAUCAACACGUACGAAGCCAACGGUAUUCAUGUCAAGGAUCAGGUUGCAGAGCGCAAAAUCGACGUCGUGUUGAAUGCUCGAUGCAAUGCUGCAAAAGGCCACCAGAUUCCGAAUGAGAUAACAUGUUGCAUGAAAUAUCCAAAGAAGAAUCUACUUCAGAUCGCCGUCUAUCUCGGUGCAACGGUCGCAGUCGUCUGCUUGGCAAUUUCUGGCUUCUUCAAACGGCAAAAGUCGAGUUCUGUCGGGCUUCACGUCCAGGCAGCCAUUUGUAUUAUCCUCAUUGUAGUUGCAUACUGUGCAAUUGCCGACCGUGGCCAUACUUUUGUGAAAAUUAACCGACACUACGACUUCAGCACAUUCAUGGAGGGCUGCUUCAUAUUCUUUUUGCUCAGCCUUAACUCUCUGAAGAGCAGCAGCAUCAACGACAAAGGCUUCUUAUCUCGCGAUCAAUCCAACGAAUGGAAAGGAUGGAUGCAGGCGUUAAUCCUGCUUUAUCAUUAUAAUCAUGCGUCACAGACCCUUUGGGUGUAUAAGCUAGUUCGGCUUCUAGUUUCGGGGUACAUCUUCUUGUCUGGUUAUGGUCAUACCAUGUACCUGCUCAAAACAGAGGACUACUCCUUGCGGCGAGCAGCCGCUGUCAUUUUCCGGCUCAAUUUCUUGAGUGCCCUGCUGCCAUACAUCAUGAAAACAGAUUAUAGCUUCUACUAUUUCGCCCCCCUUAUUACGUUCUGGUAUCUAGUGGUUUUCCUCACACUUCGAGUGUUCAAAAAUCUCAACCAAGAUCCAGUACUGCUUUUUGCUAAAGUUCUCAUUGCAGCUAUCGUCACAAGCUACUUCAUUUUUUCUCAACAACCUCUGCGGUUGCUGAGCAGGGCAUGCCUGAAUGUCUUCCGCAUGCAUUGGGACGCAACCGAGGCACGUUUCAGGCUUUCUCUUGACCGGUACAUAGUAUUCUUCGGAAUUGUCACGGCAUCUAUCGUUCAUCGAAUGUCUGUCAUCAAAGACAUACUUGUAUUUCCCGAUGCACACACGAAACCCAUCAAACCUCUGGCCUGUGCAUUUUCCGCCUUGUUCAUCCUCUUCUUCACUGUGAUGAACGAAAAGCUAGUUCACGAGAAGGAGCAGUACAAUGAUGCGCAUCCUUACAUGUCAUGGAUUCCAAUUCUGUCAUUCUUAAUCCUCCGCAAUUCUCACAGACGUUUGAGAAAUUCCUUCAUGACACUUCCUGCAGCUUUGGGGGAAAUAUCAUUGGAGACAUACGUCCUGCAGUACCACAUCUGGUUGGGGGGUGAUGCAACUGCAAAGCUUGGUUUUGGUAUCUGGAAACGCUAUGCUGGCUUG
Truncatella angustata is the source of this 2133-nucleotide messenger RNA. Its product is annotated as 10 TM acyl transferase domain found in Cas1p-domain-containing protein. Lineage: Eukaryota; Fungi; Ascomycota; Sordariomycetes; Amphisphaeriales; Sporocadaceae. The transcript has 3 exons. The annotation marks the transcript as partial. The record is from RefSeq and is a predicted model, not a curated record.